Dibothriocephalus latus is the source of this 468-nucleotide messenger RNA. The record is from the annotation of a GenBank genome assembly. Lineage: Eukaryota; Metazoa; Platyhelminthes; Cestoda; Diphyllobothriidea; Diphyllobothriidae.
AUGUCGAGGGAGACGAAGGAGGUUAAUCGCCAGGCCCUAGAAACGCACAACUGGCAAAGAACAUUGGGCAUUGAAAAUGAAAAACAGUUGCGCGCGCUUCACGGUGCUCCACCACUAAAGUAUAGCAAACGACUGGCUUUAAAUGCGCAAUCCUAUGCCGAGCACCUAGCAAAGUACGAUUUGUUCGAUCACAGCGACGGCGGCAAUUACGGCGAAAAUCUCAUCGUUCGCAAGGGUCCAGGGAGCACUCAGUUGACAGGACACUUUACUCAGCUAGUUUGGAGGGACACGGAGAAAGUGGGUUUUGGUGUGGCGCGGAGUAAAGACAAUAAAGCAAUUUAUAUUGUCGCGCAUUACUUUCCAUCGGGAAAUUAUAAAAAAGAAUACAAGAAAAAUGUCCUACCGCCGGAACGAGGACGAUUGUACAUACCCACGAACCGGGACCUAAGUAAGCUAAAAGCGUUUUGA